Messenger RNA from Octodon degus (degu), 3090 nucleotides. RefSeq names its product activin A receptor type 1 (gene Acvr1). NCBI's taxonomy places the organism in Eukaryota, Metazoa, Chordata, Mammalia, Rodentia, Octodontidae. Gene Ontology annotation, cellular component: plasma membrane; BMP receptor complex. The transcript is spliced from 11 exons. The coding region runs from base 441 to 2006 and encodes 521 amino acids. The record is from RefSeq and is a predicted model, not a curated record. Gene Ontology annotation, biological process: dorsal/ventral pattern formation; BMP signaling pathway; cellular response to growth factor stimulus. Gene Ontology annotation, molecular function: ATP binding; metal ion binding; transforming growth factor beta receptor activity, type I.
GGGGUUCACCGUCCUAGCCGAGCUUCGUGGGGAGUGGAGAUGGGCGAAUCCCCCACCCUCAGCGUAGCCAUCCCUUCCCGGAGAAUUUUCUGCCGGAGAGACAGCCAAUAAACUCUGCUCAACUCCCUCCUUCCCUCCCUUCUUCCUAGCUGCAGUUUCAAAAAGCUUCAAAGCCAGGAAUGUGGGAUUCAUCUUCCGAGUCCCCAGAAGGCAAAUGUGGUUACAGAUGUUGCACGCCCAGAGCGCUUGGGGAGACUGCGGAGAACCUUUUCCCAAGACUCCAGAAGCACGCCUCUGCAUCUUGUGUCUCAGGAGAGUGAGGGAGUCUCUGUGUGCGUGCAGCUGAAAGGACCCAGGCAGAUGUGACCGGAAGCCGCCUCCAGGUAGCUGAGUCAGCCUUCCCGGGGGCUUUCAGAGCCAGCAUUAAGUCACCUCUUUUAAUGCUUUUUGGCAAAGAUCAAAUCUGCCGCUGUACGAUGAUAGAUGGAGUGAUGAUUCUUCCUGUGCUAAUGAUGAUUGCUUUUCCUUCCCCAAGUUUCGAAGAUGAGAAGCCGAAGGCCAACCCCAAACUGUACAUGUGUGUGUGCGAAGGCCUCUCCUGCGGGAGUGAGGACCACUGCGAAGGGCAGCAGUGCUUCUCCUCACUGAGCAUCAACGACGGCUUCCACGUCUACCAGAAAGGCUGCUUCCAGGUUUACGAGCAGGGAAAGAUGACCUGCAAGACCCCACCCUCACCUGGCCAGGCUGUGGAGUGCUGCCAGGGGGACUGGUGCAACAGGAACAUCACAGCCCAGCUGCCCACGAAAGGGAAAUCCUUCACUGGAACUCAGAACUUCCACUUGGAGGUCGGCCUCAUCAUUCUCUCUGUAGUGUUUGCGGUAUGCCUUCUAGCUUGCCUAUUGGGAGUUGCCCUCCGAAAAUUUAAAAGGCGUAACCAAGAGCGCCUCAAUCCCAGGGAUGUGGAGUAUGGCACCAUUGAAGGACUUAUCACCACCAAUGUUGGAGACAGCACGUUAGCAGACUUACUGGAUCACUCGUGUACGUCAGGAAGUGGCUCUGGUCUUCCUUUUCUGGUACAAAGAACAGUGGCUCGCCAGAUUACGCUGCUGGAGUGUGUCGGGAAAGGCAGGUAUGGUGAGGUGUGGAGGGGCAGUUGGCAAGGGGAAAAUGUUGCUGUGAAGAUCUUUUCUUCCCGGGAUGAAAAGUCGUGGUUCAGGGAGACAGAGCUGUACAACACUGUGAUGCUGAGGCAUGAGAACAUCUUAGGUUUCAUUGCCUCAGACAUGACCUCAAGACACUCCAGCACCCAGCUGUGGUUGAUUACACAUUACCAUGAGAUGGGGUCAUUGUACGACUACCUUCAGCUCACGACUCUGGACACAGUCAGCUGCCUUCGGAUAGUGCUGUCCAUUGCAAGCGGUCUUGCACAUUUGCACAUAGAGAUAUUUGGGACCCAAGGGAAGCCAGCCAUUGCCCAUCGAGAUUUAAAGAGCAAAAAUAUCCUAGUGAAGAAGAAUGGACAGUGUUGCAUAGCAGAUUUGGGCCUGGCAGUCAUGCAUUCCCAGAGUACUAAUCAGCUUGAUGUGGGGAACAACCCCCGAGUGGGUACCAAGCGCUACAUGGCCCCUGAAGUUCUAGAUGAAACCAUCCAGGUGGAUUGUUUUGAUUCUUACAAGAGGGUCGAUAUUUGGGCCUUUGGACUUGUUUUGUGGGAAGUAGCCAGGCGGAUGGUGAGCAACGGUAUAGUGGAGGAUUACAAGCCACCGUUUUACGAUGUUGUUCCCAAUGACCCAAGUUUUGAAGAUAUGAGGAAAGUAGUCUGUGUGGAUCAACAGAGGCCCAACAUCCCCAACAGAUGGUUCUCAGACCCGACAUUAACUUCUCUGGCCAAGCUGAUGAAAGAAUGCUGGUAUCAGAAUCCAUCUGCAAGACUCACAGCACUGCGCAUCAAAAAGACUUUGACCAAAAUUGAUAAUUCCCUAGACAAAUUGAAAACGGACUGUUGACGUUUUCGUGGUAUUAAGAAGGAAGAUUUCAUGUUGUCGUUGUCCAGCUGGGACCUAAUGCUGGUCUGACUGGUGUCAGAACAGAAUCCGUCUGUCUCCCUCCCAAAAUGGCUGCUUUGACAAGGCAGACAUCAUACCCAGCCACGUGCUGGGGAGACACCAAAACCACCCUAACCUCGCUCAAUGACUGUGAACUGGGCAUUUCACGAACUGUUCACUCUGCAGAGACUGAUGGUGGACAGACACUGUUGCAAAGGUAGGGAACUGGAGGAACACAGAGAAAUCCUGCAAGAGAUCUGGGCAUUAAGACAGUGGCUUUGCGUAUCUUUCACAGGUCUCCUAGACACUCCCCAGGGAAUCUCCAGGAGGUGGUGAAUUUUUAAUCAGCAAUAUUGCCUGUGCUUCUCUUCUUUAUUGCACUAGGAAUUCUUUGCAUUCCUUACUUGCACUGUUACUCUUAAUUUUAAAGACCCAACUUGCCAAAACGUUGGCUGCAUACUCCACUGGUCUGUCUUUGGAUAAUAGGAAUUCAAUUUGGCAAAACAAAAUGUAAUGUCAGACUUCGCUGCAUUUUACACAUGUGCUGAUGUUUACAACGAUGCCGAACAUUAGGAAUUGUUUAUACACAACUUUGCAAAUUAUUUAUUACUUGUGCACUUAGCAGGUUUUACAAAACUGCUUCGUGCAUAUGUUAAAGCUUAUUUUUAUGUGGUCUUAUGAUUUUAUUACUGAAAUGUUUUUAACACUAUACUCUGAAAUGGACGUUUUCUUUUUAUUAUCAGUUAAGUUCACAUUUAAGUGCUUCACAUUUGUAUGUGUGUAGACUGUCUGUAACUUUUUCAGUUCGUACGCAGAACGUAUUUAGUCAUUACCUACCCGACACCACCGAAUAUUUACUGAUUUAGAAGCAAAGAUUUCAGUAGAAUUUUAGUCCUGAACGCUGUGGGGAAAAUGCAUUUUCUUCGGAACUAUCAAUUAUGUGCAUUUAAACUCUGCCAGAAAAAAAUAACUAUUUUGUUUUAAUCUACUUUUUGUAUUUAGUAGUUAUUUGUAUAAAUUAAAUAAACCGUUUUCAAGUCAAAAA